GCUUAGGUAAAGUAAAAAUUAUACAUGUAUACGAAGAUAGAGUAGCAUUUUGGCAAUAGCUUGUAGACAUGCUCCUGCUAUUUUAUAUUAAAUCAGUAGGACAGGAACAGGUUGAGCACGUCUCGUGUCUCGCUCCAUUCAUUCAAUUCAACAAAGGCCGUUGACAUGCCCCGUCUGGCGGCCAUUUUGGCCGCCAUGUUGUCACAACUGACAGAUGCGCCUGCGCACGGUUGGCAGCACUGACAACAACUUCGCGUCCAUAAACAAGUUUACUCGGUCGUUAAGUUAGUUAUGUUUUGAACAGUUUGUGUACAAGUAAAAUGGAAUUUAAGUAAAGAAAACCUCAACGCUUUAAAGUGCACUAUUAAGGCGAAAUGAAGGCAGUAAUUACAAAAUUCCGUGUUUUGUGCGAACUUUGUUUGGAUAGGAUCCAAUGAAAGUGCGGUUAUGUUGAGUGCUGACAGUUAAACGAAUUAUUUCGUGCGCUUUAAAGCUCUCCUUGGAAUAUGGUUUUAAGAGGCCCCCAUUCGCGCUCGCGCCGCCCGGUACAGUGAACGUGCAGGUGAACCCACGGCCACGGCUCGGAGUGACUCGCGCGCGCGUGCCCGAGUGCGACGUGCAAUGCUGCCGGCUGCAGGCGCCGCGCCCCGCCCGCCCGCCGCGCGGCCAUGGACGCCCUCAUGGACCGGUUCCGGCGCGAGCAGGGCGGCCUGCGCCGCUCGCGCUCCGUGCGCGCCUCGCUGCGCCUGAUCGGCAGCCGCCUGCGCUCCUCCAGGGACGACGAGCCCGAGCUCGACGACCACUUCAAGCGCAACAGCGUCGUCUUCAGCACGCAGGUGUGGAAGGAGUACGACGUCGUCUACAAGGGACUGGACGGGACCUACAACCCGAACAAGACGCCAGUCAUGGCCAAGAGGAAGCUCGAGCCCGCCAAGAUGCGGCGGAAGAGCGGGGACAUAGACUUGACGCUGAAGCCGGCGGUGAAGCAGGGGAAGGUGGAAAAGUCGAAAUUCAGUGACCUGUUCAAUAAGAAGCAGAAGAGCGUGUCAGCGAAGGAGCUGCUGCUGCCGCAGGCGGUGCCUCCGAAGGCGGCCGCGCUGCUGCACAUCCACUCCCCGGAGAAGGAGAAAGAUAAGGGGAAGAAGAAGUUGAAAGGGAUGGGCAAGUCGGAGUCGGCGAAGUCGAUGACGGAGCUGGUGAUCCAGCGGCGCGCGCGACGGGGCUCCGAGAGCGACAUGCUGCCGCCGGCGGGGCCGCGCGGGCUGGUCAACCCCGCCUUCGUCUACACCACGCCGCCCAAGGACCGCAAGCCGCUCUCGCCCACCGGAUACUUGAAGCUGCAAUACGGCGCGCUGCUGGAGGGGUGCGGGGCGGAGCUGCCGUCGCUGAGCGCGUGCGCGCCGCCGCCCCCGCACCUCGACCCGCGCCGCAGGAAGGAGCCACGUGACGUCGCGCCAUUGCCGCCUGUUAACAUUCAUUUGCAUGCGCUGUUCGCGGCCGUCGAACACGGCUAUUUGGACAAAGCGAGAAACAUCUUGGAAUCCACCGAUGUCGACGUCAACAGCCUCAACUCGGAUGGCCUGUCGCCGCUGGACGUGGCCGUGCUGGCCAACAACCGCCAGCUCGCCAAGAUGCUCAUGGAGUUCGGAGCCAAGGAGGGGACGCAAUUUAAGACUCCCGAGGCCAUCGGGUGCCACCUGCGGCGACUGGCUCGGGAGGCGGAGGCGCGCCUGCACGAGGUGGCCGGCCCGCCCGCCGACCGGGAUUGUACCAGAUCGUCAGCGGGCGGCGGCGCGGCGACGGGCACCACGGGCUGCGCGGGCGGCGCGGGCUCCGAGCGAGACAAGCAGGCGCUGCACUGGGAGCGCCGCGUGCGCACUCUCAAACGCCUGCUCCUGGGCUACCAGCAGGCGCGCGUGCCGCCGGCGCCGCCGCCGCCCGAGCUGGAGGUGUGCGGCUCGCACGCCGUCACCGUGCGCCUGCGCGACCUGCGCCACUUCAUGCCCGUCGUCAAGGACCCGCCCAUCAUCACCAAGUACCGAGUGGAAUGGUCAUCUCGCGGCGACUUCUCCAACAUCUGCGGCACUCGCGAGGUAGCCUCCUCAGGGGCGACCACCGGCACUAAGCUCAUGGCGGCCGGCCUGACGCGGGGACGGCGGUACUUCUUCAGAGCUUGUGCUGGGAAUGUCAAGGGCUGGGGUGGUUACACUGCGAGCACGCCGCGGAGUGUUGUGCCUAGCAGCUGGCGAGACGUCUCCACCCGAACCUUCCGCGGCGACUCCGGCGGCGCGGCGGCUGCCCUCGAGUCCCUCGCCACCGCGGCCGCCGGCGCCAGGCAGCGCCCGCCCGCGCAGCCGCCGCGCCUGCCGCGGAAGAAGACCGCCACGAUACGACAGCUGUUCACUGCCGCUAGCAAGUUCCAGAAGAACUUACGGAGGGGAGUGUACCUAGCGUGUAUACUCUACCACGAAGACAAAGUUCUGGUGACGAGCGAGGAGUUCCUGCCGGUCAUCGAGGUGGACGAGACCUACCCCACCUGCAUCUAUACGGACUUCCAUUGGCUUAUGAAGGUGGCGUGUUCGUGGGACGAGGUGAAGUCUCUCCGCUCGGACAUGGAGAAGCACACGUCGUCGUCCAUCCACUUCCGCCUCAAGCUGCUCACGGCCGCCGCGCAGAUGCAGUCCGCGCUCUGCGUGCAGGACCUAGGUCAACUCUUCCACAAGCCGCUCCGAGACAGCCACGGCACGGUGGUCCUCUCUUGCGUGAACUCCGUCAAAUCGGUCAAGUCCGUGUCUGCACUGAACUCGCGUUGGGCGCCAGUGGCCAAGCUCAGAAGAAGGGUGCUGAGCGAAGACAACACGAUCAGUGAACUGCUGAUGGCUAGCGUGCAUGAGCAGAUCGCUUAUCAUCAGGUGUCUCGAAUCCAGCUGCCCCGCGGUCUGUACCUGGGCUACUUGAAGUUGCAGUCUUCAGUGGAGGUGGUUCGAAUCGUCGCUCCAGCCAGGUCUCCCAACGUGCCGCCUCAUACGAGGGUCCGGGACAAUCCACAUGUGUCUGCAGAAGAAUGGGAGUACCUAAAGAGCCAACCAGGAGGCGGCCAGCAGGAGGAGAACACGAGCACGAGCCUCGUGUCCAUCUGCACCAACCAAGAGCGGCUGCCGUCAGAAUCUCAAGCGAUGUUCCUAGAGCAAGUGGCUGGGGCCUCGCGACGACUCUUCAAAGACAUGGAGAUAAACAACGAAAGCGCCGCCACCCACCGCAUAUACGACCUAGAGGUCAUAGAACUCAGCGGCGACGUCAGUUUCAUCAUGGUCUGUCCCCCGGCAGAACUAGCCUGCUCCGUCCCGGGACAGAAGGAGAUCCUACUCCAAAGAGGUGACCUUCUCAGUCUACCGAUACAAGCAUUCGAAAUGAUCCACCUACAGACCUACCACACCAAUAUACUGAACAAAUACUCCAAACUCAGCUGUGUGCUGGAACUAGACGUGGCGCUGGCGGCCCACUCGCAUAGGGAAGCAUUCUCUUGCACUGAACUGCAAACUGCAAAAGAAAGACUCACCAAGCUUGAAGAUCUGCAGAAUAACUUAAACACAGUGUGGAAGGCCGAGCGCUGGUUGAUGGAUCUGAUCAGCUUCGCACGAGACAAAGACAAAACUGUUUCUUCUGCUGGUAUCUUGCUCAAACAUAUUCUCGACAAGACACCACUACAGGCCUGUCUAGAUGGGGUCGAUACGCCAGGCAACGAAAAAGAUGUUAGCUUCAAAGUUGAUUUCCUUCAAAUACCUUCAAGAGAUGGAAAAAUCACCAAAACAUCUCCAGGGAGAGGGUCCUGGCCGGGUCCAGCCGGUAACGGUAACCACGCUAACCUGCAUCCAGAGUUCAGCAAAUCUGAACAGCACCUCAGCUUGGCUCCCCGUCAGACAUCCGUCUCCACCCUAAACCUUAGUGGCUCACAGUAUCUUGGCACCGAGUCUAAACAUUCCAGAAAGAAUAGCGCUGACUCUCAGUACACUCAAUCCAGUGCUAUCAGCAAUAACUACUUGAGCAGCAACUCACAGUUUGAUAUAAAGUCUUCAGGAUCUCACAAUAGCAUUAGCAGCAGACUCCCUCCGUCUAGAAGCGAAGACACACUGGUUCUUCAAAACGAAAAUAUGGAGCCGAAGGCGAGACCUCACAGUAUUAACACUAGCAUGUCAACGACCUCAAGUCCCUUGCUCACAGUAAAGGGCUACUAUCCCGGAAGCAUGAUCAGCGUCCGUGGCAAAGGAAACGUGACGUCAGAAUCCGCCCAGAGUCUGUCCAGUGACUCAGAAAGUCAGAGUUGUCCAAUAAACGCCAACACAGUUCCUGUCAAAAACCGUCCACAAUCCAAGCAUCCGCAUCGAACCUUUGUCGCUUCCAAAAGCAUGACAAACGUUAAAUCUUCAGAAGCAGACUUUGUAGAUGCUGGUCAAGAAUUAUUCGCGAAACCAGCCUCGACUGUCAAGAGACAGCCGCUAGCGGAAACUCACGAAGACGCGGAAUAUAGCAAUAAGGUUCCUAAAACCGAUGAAAGGAUGAUGAAGAGCGACAGUGAAGAUAGUAGCACCGCUAAAACUGAUACUGUCCGAUUGGCAGACCAACCAGGAAUAUUGCAGGUGUUCGCAGCAUACGAAACCGGCCUCGCUUCAGGCACUUCCCUGAAGCUGCACGUCACCCCACGAACCUCCGCGCGCGAGGUCAUCGACCUGGUCGUCAAGCAACUCAACAUGGCUGCCGUGCUGAAGGGGAAAUCUGGUCCAGUCUACGGACCAGAGAAACUGCAAGACUUCUGCCUCGUCGCUGUGAUAGGGGCUAGGGAGCGGUGUCUCCGGGACGACUUCAGGCCCCUUCAGCUACAGAACCCGUGGCGGAAGGGCCGGCUCUACGUGCGGUUGAAACACGACGUGCUCGCCGCUCUCCAGCAUUCCGCUAAACAACCCGCUUACAUCUAACUUAAGUUCACGUAUUUGUGAGUGUGUGACCGAUUGACCCCUGAAUUAUUUUUCUAGAGACUCCAGAAUUUAACUGUAAUAGGAAUAGUAGUUGAGGCUGAUUACAUAGGCAAUUAUUUUUUUAUUCAGUGUACCUAACUUACUAUUUAUAGUGUAGCUAAGCGCUGUUCGAUUAUUUGGUGCCAAUAGUUUUCUAUAUUUGUUGAUGCUUUAAAUAGUUAGGUAAAAGUUGUGAGUAAUAAAUAGAGAUUUAACAGAAUUUUAUGGUGCUUCUCACUGUAAUGAGUUCCCGCUCAAAUAUUGUUUAUCGUUUACGUAUCUAUUAGGUUCAUGCUAGUUGUAUAUAUGAUAGUCUGGAAACAUGUGGAUUUACCUAAUACUCUCAUACCAGAGUUUCCGUAUACCACCUAUUAUAGGUACCUACUU
Messenger RNA from Plutella xylostella (diamondback moth), 5399 nucleotides. NCBI's taxonomy places the organism in Eukaryota, Metazoa, Arthropoda, Insecta, Lepidoptera, Plutellidae. The record is from RefSeq and is a predicted model, not a curated record.